AUGACUAACAAAGUUAUUCUAAUCUGUCUCGUAUGUGUUACUCUUUUUGCAAUCGCUGAAGGAUGUGGAGCUAAACCAAAAGAUCGACCAAGUAAAUCAUCUAGAGAAGAUUCAAAAGAAAUGAUGAAAAAGCCUAAACCACCCAAAAUGUCUGGGUCAAUGGAGGAUAGAUCAAAACGCUCCAUACCAGAUAAAGAUGAUUCGGAUCGUGAAUUGAAAAGAAUUUUCCCAUCUCAAGUCAAAGGAAGAUGGGCUAAGUCCAAAAUGCGACUUUGA
This is a messenger RNA of Auanema sp. JU1783, 276 nucleotides long. Lineage: Eukaryota; Metazoa; Nematoda; Chromadorea; Rhabditida; Rhabditidae. The record is from the annotation of a GenBank genome assembly.